Molecule: messenger RNA, 8811 nt
Organism: Nasonia vitripennis (jewel wasp)
Lineage: Eukaryota; Metazoa; Arthropoda; Insecta; Hymenoptera; Pteromalidae
Gene: ena
Product: protein enabled
Exons: 9
Coding region: 4789-6579 (596 amino acids)
Biological process (GO): intracellular transport
Molecular function (GO): SH3 domain binding
Source: RefSeq, a predicted model, not a curated record
CGCAACACAGCCCCAAGGACACACUAUGUUCUCUCUCUCUCUUUUUUCUCCUUCCGCGUGUGCCGCGACCACCGCGCGAAAUUCAGUGAGCGGCGCCGCGCUCGUGCACGCGGAUAUGUUGUUGGUUGUAUAGUGCGCGCGCGCGGAGAGACAAUCUGUGCUUCCGCGUUUCUCGCUCGACGAGUAGCCGAGGAUGAGAAGAGCUUCCUUGUAGGUCGAGCUCUCGCGAGUGUAUGUGUUGCUGUAGCGAGAAGCCGCGUGUGUUUAUUGUUCGAGAGCGAGUGCGAAAGGCGAGUUUGCGGAAACUGCAGCGUCGAGUUCUGAUGCGGAGCGUCGGAUAAUGUUUACAUCUGUUGCACCGCUGGGCUGACGUGUUUUGACGCGCUUUUCGUCGGCUGGAUUUUAUACGGCUUAUUCGCGGUCAACCAAAAGAGCCUAUACAUUUCGUUUCUCCGAACGUCUUCUGUAAAUCAGAAAGAAUCUCGAGAAUGAAUUUAACGCAGGUCGGAUUCGUAUACGCCACGAUUCCUAAUGUAACGGCAUCCAAUCCCGCGAAAUGUAUCGUGAAAAAGGUUCCCCAAUGCUCGCGGAUAUUACUCCGAAAAGUUGCGUCAGUUGGGCGCGUGCUUCAAACAAACGGCUCUCCCCCGCGGUCAACGAACCGCCGGCUCGAAACUUUUCCGAUUUCCCCUAAUGACCGGCGCAGGAUCGAUUCCUCUGAAAAUGCGCGCGUCUGCUUCGUUUAGCUCUUAACUUAUUGAGUUAUUGCUGCUUCGUGUGUAUAAACAAUCAAACAAUCCGCGAUACUCUAUUAAUUAUACAUUCAUUCGAGUAUUGCGCUCUUAAUAUCCGGUACGCGCUUGAUGUACAAUGGGCAAAUAGUUGGUUAAUGACCGGCUUUUUCAUAGAAUGCGCGCUAUCAUCGCGUUGGCAUGUCUCACGCAAGGGCAGAGCGUCAUGUAUAUACAUAGUUUCUUGAAAAAAUGCAGCAGCGGCGGCAGCAUCGCGCUGAGAGUAUAGUACGACGACGCAGUGUCUGGAAGUACAGCGUCUCUCUCUCUCUCUCUUCGCUAUUCACGAAAAUUGAAUUACGACAUCCAAUUUUCCGUUUCGCAACCGGCUUAUACACUGACAUAUAUAAUAUUGCGCGGGACAAUAUUGCUGCGCAGUUGCCGGUGUUGCGAUACAGCGCGUAAUUGAAGGAAAACGUCAAAGCGAAGCGUUUUAUCAGAUAUUUGUGCUGCUCAUAGACGAGUCUGUUUUAGCUCAGCGAGACGCGCGCGCGAGAGCUUACUAAGCUAAGGAAUAUUAUUACGCGCGUCUUUUGAAAAGUGUAUCGUCGAGGCCGCCUCGAAGUAUACGCUCCUCUCUGCUCGUUAUCCGCUAAUCAUGCAGACUACAUUUACAUAGAUCUGGAUGCAGCUCGAAUUAGCAAUUCAAAUUUACGCGCGUUUCCGUCUCUCUUUUUUUAUAUUCGAAAAAAAUAAAGAAAAACAAGCGUCAGCUCAUUCUUAGAAGGGCACAACCGCGAGGCUCAUUUUCAACUUAAUGCGACGAAAGAGAGCUAUACGAAUUCGUAUCUAAGUACAGUCGAAAUAGGGUAAACGCUCGAGCUCUGAUGUUAUAGGAGCAAAUGACCGGCUGAGGCCACUGAGAGCGUUAUGUGUGUAACGAGCGGCUCGUGUGACAUUACUAUUAGCUCAAACUAUUUCUUAAUGAUUUUAAACUCGACGUAUUUUGCGCGCGCGAGCGCUCUUUCGUAAUAACGCUUUCAAUAGGCCCGCGCGCGCAAAUUAUGCUUCGAAAAUACCCGGCGAUGACCCGUGCGGACUUUCUAUACACACGAAGAAUUUCCUCGGCGUUACGUAAAAGUCGUAAUCCACGAAUGAGAUAAUUACGUUUCCCACAGAGGCACAACGCCAUAGUACAAGACAAAAAGACCUCCCGAGCAGCAGCAGCACAAGAAGGACGACCGGCAGCGAUACUUACGCAUUAACGACAAGCGCACGUCACUCGCCAUUAACUUUCUCGUUCUAUUAAUCAGCGCCGCGUCUUCUCUCUCGCGACGUCACUCUCUCGAAGGAAAAUUUCGCGUCGCGCUUAAUACGCAGCUUCUCUCUUUGAGCUCUAUACGCCCACACACGCAUACGCGCAGGUGGUUUCGCGCGCGCGCAUUCAAACUUUUCAGAGCAUAAAGAGAGCGCGGGUAAAUUAACGCGCGGCGGGCCCGGCUUUUAUUAUAAUUAUUAUGUUAUGCAAGUUCCGAGCGGCCGAGUUUCAGCUCUCGCGAGAGUGGAGAGUCGGAAGCAGUGUGCGUGAGAGUACACAGAGAGCAGGAGCUGUACGAGCUAUGCAUGUGCGAAGGUGUCGACGACCGAUUCUGUGCGCUCCUUGAUCUUUGACCUCUUGCUCGGAUGCCUGAAUUAUACUGCACCGCUGGCUUUGCUUCGCUGAAUGGCUUUGAUGCGCAUAUGUUUGAAAAAGGAUGGGUUCGCGCUGUAGCAUCAGCGUUGCGAAAAGUAUAUCAGUUUUUAUAAAGCCUGCGUGGGUGGAGAAGCUAAUUUUAAAAAUAGAACUCGAUGGAGCGCAUAAAAUCUGACACUUUGGUUGCAUCGCUAUGCAACUGCCUAUCGAAGAGCAUCGAUAUUCCUUUGAUUGCGCCAUGUAUAAGCUAUACUCUCGACACACGAUCGAGUUUAAUCAGUCGUGAAACAUGAUUCUUUUGUCAGAGAGAGACUCAUGCCAUUCAUCAGCGCAGCUCUGCAGCAAAGCCGCGUCAAAACGAAUCGUUUCGCGCUCGGAGCUCGAUUAGCCCCGAAGGAAGCUUCGUUAACCGCAACGUCGAUCAAAGCUGACCCGAUGAAAAAUAAACCACCUCCUUCCGGCGACUUUCCCGUUCCUCUGGCGAAAUCAGCCCAAAAGCCUAUGUAUUUUCAGAAAAGCCGUUCGAUAUCGUAAAAGGGGAUCGACCCGCGCGUAUACACCGGCGUCUUUUCUCUCCGCUGCAACUGCGCGCGUCGUUUGUGUUCGAACGGAAUGACCGAACGAGACGGAGUUUUUGCUUUAUGUGCAUAGCGAGUUUCGCUGGAAAUGCUCUCCAUCGGAGCUGCCGCCGCUGCAGAAGAAAAGUUGGUUGAUAUUCGAAUGGUAAAAUAUGCGCGUGGAUGAAUAGGCUUGUAUACUACUUGCAGAGACGGGCAUAAAAUAGCGAAUGGAGGUCAAGUGCUUUUCGGCAUAAAAAAAAAAAACGAGGAGAGGAAGGGUGGAGGUGUAUCGAUUCGUCGAAAUGACGGAGGCAAUCGUAGGUAUUAUACGCCGUGAACGUGGCGUAUCGCGAACGAAUCUUUAGUGGGUGCGGGCGUAUUCGUUAUUUGCGCUCUGCUUUUAUAUUCCGACGAGGGAGUUAUGGGCUUCCUGAUGGCUGUAUACGCGAACGCCCGGAUAUAGAGGUCAGGCUGUAAUAACGAUUUUCGUUUUUCGUCUGCGUUAAAAUAGUAGAGAAGGAUAUAGCCUGUUGUUGUUAUUUUCGCGAAGAAAUCUGUGCAGCGCACGCACAGUUCGUUAACUUUUUCCCGCGCGCGCACGUAUGUAAACAGAGGAUAACGAUACAGUACAGAAAAAUGCGCCCAAACGUUAUAGUUGUAUACCGUCUGAUUGUCUGCCCACACUCUUCGCAGUUUCGCUUCCUCGAAGAUAAGAGGCAUAAAAAUACACGCGGGAUAGAUAAAAAUAACGCUUCCCCUGUUGCUUCGUAAAACAAUUUCCAACGCUGCUGUUUUUUUUUCUCUAAUCAAUUUUAACGCGCAUAACUAUAACCGCGUGCUUCGUUAUCCGCAGUAAAUCUCAGCCUCGAUGAGCAGAGCGCAGUAAUGCCCCGCUCGACGUUUAGCAUAUUUCUACCGAAUAAUUUUCGCUCGCGCCCGUGUGUGUGUGUAUCCUGCGGUGAAAGUAACAAAAAGCCAGGCCACUAUCGCGAAUAGAAUAUUUUCUCCUUCGGCUUAUACACUCGCAAACUCCGGAUCCGAUACGUUCUUCGUCGCGCGUGCGCGCGGUGUAUUUUAAAAUAUCGCCUCCUCGACGACAGAGUUAUUCGUCUCUGCGCGGCCGGGCGCAAUUUCGUAAAACAAACGCCGCAGCGCUGCGCGGUGAGCACUUCCUUAUAUGCAGUCGUCGUCGGGCAAAAUUCCCUUCACUUUUCGCAAAAACCACAAGUCCGCGCAUCGGUGUAUGUAAAAGCAUCGUUAAAAAAAAGGAGUUGUAUACACACAGAAUCAUUGAUAAAGAAGGAAAGAGCGAGGCUCUCUCGCUCACGCACUCGACGAUUGUUAUAUUACGAAGCAUACCGGAAGUCGCGCGCCGCUGCAUAUACGCGGCCUGAAACACUCGCUCACGUACAGUAUAAUAUACUUAGUUCGCGGUCUAUCAGUGUGUUAGCGAGUAUACUACGUAUCGCUGUAGAGAGAGAGAGAGAGAGAGAAGGUCUGAGAGAGUAGCUCGCCGAGUCGAAAAAGAGAGAGGGAAGGGAAGUCGAGCGUACGCGCGGCGCGGUAUCACCGUUGCUCUCUUCCACCACCGCCACAUCCCAUUUUCAUCCUGUUUGCUCUCGUUUUUCGCUACUCCGCUCAGUCAUGCUCCCGCCGCUGCAGUUUUAAGUAUAGCGCGAUCAUGUCGCGGUCUCCGAUCCGUCCCCGCUCGAUCUGUGGCGGCCCAGUGCUGUGUGUGUGAGAGAGAAUACAGUGUGUGUUAUAAUCCGUGGGCGAAGAGUACGGCGCAGUGCGCAGGAUCAAGAUGAACGCGUUCAGGUCGAGCGGCAUGUACCAAAUGCGGCUGAGCGGCGAGGAGUCGAGGCGAUCGCGAGCUAGACUGCUGGCUGCGCGCUCGGUCGACUCGUCGUUUUUGCCGCCUAGCAUCGCCGACGAGAGAACUUCCAACGAUCGGCCUGAUCCCGGAUCGAUACCGCAGCAACAGCAGCAGCUGAGCUGCUACGAUUGGAACUGCGAAAUCAGCAUAUCGUCGGCUCGGGCCUCGGUGAUGGUCUACGACGACGUGAACAAGAAAUGGGUACCCUCGGGCAGCUCGUCCGGCCUGUCCAAGGUCCAGCUCUACCACCACCAGGUGAACAACACGUUUCGCGUGGUCGGCCGCAAGCUCCAGGACCACGAGAUAGUCAUGAACUGCGCUAUCCUUCGCGGCCUCAAGUACAACCAAGCAACCGUCACUUUUCACCAGUGGCGCGACAACAAGCAGGUCUACGGGCUGAAUUUCUCCAGCAAGGACGACGCUGACGCCUUCGCCAAGGCGAUGCUACAGGCGCUCGACGUGCUGAGCAAUGGGACGAACAUAUCGAGGAAUCUUGGACCGGCAGUCGCUCCCGUCACUCAGCAGCAGCAGCAGCAACAGCAACAAAUGCCCUAUCAGCAGCAGCAGCAGCAGCUCGUGCAGCAGCAGCCGAACACACAGUACGAGGAAGAUAUGGGAUAUCGGACCAUGACGAGAGAAGACGUCGCUAUCAUUCAGGAACGUAGGAUGUCCCAGCAAAAUCAAGCAAGCAACGGCCUGAACGCGAUCUCACCGAGCUGCCCGUCGAACGCCGUGACCCAGCAGCAGCAACAACAGCAGCAACAACAGCAGCAACAGCAGCAGCAAUCGGGUCAUCACAGAACGUCUUCGGCACCACCGGCGCCAGCGCCUCCGGGCCAGCUACCGGGAAUGCAGCAGCAACUGCCUCCUCAGCAGCAACAGAUGCCCCCAGCACCACCACCCCAGCCACCGGCGGCACCGCCCGCGCCGCCCUGCCCACCCUCGAUGAUGAACUUCCCGGGGGCCAUCGCACAACAUGUUGCGAGCAUUCCCGGCGUCCAGGCCCAGCAGCAGCAGGUGCUCGGCGGAGUGGUGCCGCCGCCGCCUCCGCCCAUGGCGCCACCAAUGCAGGCCGCUGCACCCCCACCGCCACCGCCCCCGCCUGUACCCAACGCGGGUAGCAAUGGCUUGGGCGGUCAGGAUGGACCUCCGCCGCCGCCUGAUGUAAACUCGCUGGCGGCUGCGUUGCAGGCUGCCAAGCUCAAAAAGAAGCAGCAGUCGCAGUCGAUCGAAAACAGUGGUUCGAGCACAAGCAGCAGCGGCAGUGGUGGCGGUAACUACGGCACUCUGGGUCGCAACAGUGGUGGUGGAGGAGGCGACACUGGUGGUGCUGGUCUACCUGCCAUGAUGGUGGAGAUGGCCAAGACGCUGGCUCGCAGACGAGCUGCUGUCGAGAAGCAACAGCCCGAGCAGCCACCCGAACCUGAAAGUUCCCCCGACAAAAAGUCCUGGGACAAGAACAACUCCUCGAUCUCAAACAGCGCUAGCAAUAACAAAUUCUCGAAUGGUGCCGAAUCACCAAAGGCUCAUCGCAAGAGGUUCGGCUCAGCGUCUGAGGAUACUCUCCUCAAAGUAAACGGUGUCAACGAGGGUGCGUCUAUUACUGCACAAGAAAUGGAGACUUUCAAAGCGGAGCUCAUGAAAGAGGUGCGGAAAGAGUUUCAGAAAAUCAAGCAAGAGAUUGUCGAAGCUGUACGGAGUGAAUUGAAUAGAAGAUAAAGGUAAAGGACAUGAAAUUCAAGCGGAUAGAAGUGAAUGGGACGAGCUAGCCAAUGACAGAAAAAUGCGAGAUUUGACUAGAGCUCAAUCGAAGUAUCAUCGACAAGCACAUGCGUGUGUACGCAGGUUUUUAUUACGCAAUUGCGAGUACAGUGUAGUUAUAUCCAUGUAUAUCAGCCAUUUGUGUGUAAGUACGUUAAUCUAGCUUGAUAUAUAGUAUCACGAGAAAGACGGACGCGGGCUCGUUGCAUUUAAGAUAAAAUAGUGAAAAGGACGUUGCCGUCUGAGAUACGGAUUCACAAAGACCGUCUGGGAUUUCCAAUUUUUUAAAUCCAACACUAUUUAUUGCGCGACCACGUUUUAGGGUGUACAUUUUUUACUAAUGUACGCUGCUUCAGAAAAAUGGAAAAAACUUUUUACGAUUUUAACGAAUUGACGUGUGAAAUUCUAAGGACUUUCCAAAAUUAUCUCGUGUGAUUUUUCAGCGACAUGAGAAGUAGUUGGUUCUAAUAAGUGGGCACGUAAAAAUGCGCAACACGCACAAUAUAACGGACAAUCUUAUUGGCGAGGCGAAAUUUGAGAAAACACAUUUACGCUCACUGCCGACUAACGUGUAAAAAAAGACUCACACAGUUGAUGUAGUAACUUGCAAGCCAUGCACUAUAUUCCAGAUUGUUUGUUCUGGGUCAAAACCUUGAAAUUGUCAUUCAAAACAUAUUCACUGUAAUAGCCUACUUAAGCGCUUAAGGGAAGCUAAUGGUUGAUGAAGCUACAAUAUUAACGUGAUCUUUGUACCUUUUUACAAAAUUUUUGAAAUGACUAUUCCAUAUAAAAUCGGUCAAUGGAAACUAAUUGAGCCUGUGAAAGUAUUGUAGACGUGGCUUCUCUUAAAAAAUAAUUAAAAUUGUCGGUUGUAUUUAAGAUAUUUAAAUGAAAGCGUUAAGCUUGAUCUUUGAAUGGCGAGAUUGAGGAUUUUAGAAAGAAAAACGAUCUAACGGGUUCUCAAAUGUGAUUCGUCGGGUUCUUAAAGCCUUUCUUGUAAGAUUAAACCUCUUCUACUUGUAAGCUUGUACAGGGAUUUUUGAAUCUUUUGUCUCCUCGAAUUUGUGGCGUCCAUAACAUUCCGCAAGAUAAAAUUCAUUGCUUUUGAUGACAAAAUGUGCUGGAUAACACAUAUCACGAAUGUACUUCACAUUCCGCGAAAAACGUCAAAAAUCGAUACGUCGACGUCUCUAUGGUUAUAACUUUUUCUUUCAAACCAUUAUUCGUAGUUUAAUUUACCACAACAUGACGUCAAAUUCGUUCUUUUGAGCUUUUUUCGCACUGAUGUUUUUAAGUAUAUACAUACUUUUUAUCAAACUUUUACGCAACGAUAGCCAUGAUUUCGAGGAUCCACGUGUUUGAUGCAUUUUACCCACUUCUCAUUUUUUUUAGUAGAGACACCAAAACGUUUAUUUUAGAUUUUUCAAUCCCUUUAAAUACGAACAACAAUCUUUCAAAAAGUGGAAAUUGUAAUGCGACGACGCGAUAACAAUUUAUGAUUCCAAACGAUGAUUUUUAUACAUGUAAAUCGUUUUACAUAGAAAUUAUGUAAAAAACGUAAUUUUCUUAAAAUUUGUAUAUUUAUCGAAAAAUAGGGAAAAUGAUAAAAAAAAAACAUGUACGAAAUCGAAUUUCACAAAACCGCAACUCGACUGAUAAUAAAAAAUACAUUCACUUGUAAUGCAACAGCAUGUCGUGCGAGCGAAAAAUGACUUUAAAUGUUAAGAACAAGUAUGACUAAUCAAGUAUUUUGUCCCGCAAAAAUUUUCCGAAAUUUCCCGGAGACUUUCUGCGUCGUCGUUGUCCUUGAACGCAUGUUCUCGAGCUUCCACCAACUUGUUAAAGCAAUUUUCCGUUGCAAAGUGGAAUUUCGCCUCCAGUAUAACUCGAGUUCAUAUUGAAACUAUGUACGACAGGAUCGAUAUAAGACAGCAAAUAGUUUUGCGUUUUUACCCAUGUCUUCUAUAGUAAUAUAGAAAUAGAAAUAAGCCGUUAAAAAUUCUACUUUGCAGCCUUCUACAUUGUGGGGAAAUUUCGAGAUGGCUGAUUUUCUAGUCUAGACACGACGAACAAAUAUGUGCGAGCAGUUUCCUCGGUGGAAAUCGAUGAAGCGUCUCAAUAAUUAUCGAUUAAAUGUAGUUAUUAAAGAUUAAUGAAAAAAAGAGGAGUUCAAAACGCGUCGGAGCGAAA